This is a messenger RNA of Bactrocera dorsalis (oriental fruit fly), 1918 nucleotides long. RefSeq lists its product as uncharacterized. Lineage: Eukaryota; Metazoa; Arthropoda; Insecta; Diptera; Tephritidae. Bases 313 to 1578 code for a protein of 421 amino acids. The record is from RefSeq and is a predicted model, not a curated record. The transcript is spliced from 2 exons.
ACUGCACAUACUUCUAAACAACUACAUAUGUGUACACUCGUUCAGCGCAGCUAAGCAGCGCUGCUGACGCACGUGAAAAAAAAAACAGAGAACAGUAAAACGGAAAAUCAAAUCAAGCAAUCGAAAGAGCGGGAGAGUGUUUGAAAAAAAUAUGCUUGACUCAGUUGAUGUCGAGCAAUCAAGCCGACCGGACAAGCCAAUUAGUGUGAUUGAAGUUACGUUUCGCUGCCGUUAUCGGUGAUUCACGGUGUUUUGACAUUGUUGCCUUGCCGUCUACAUACACAUAUACACAAUUCCGGUGCAAGCAACAAAAUGGCGAAUGCCCGCCCGCAUGCACACACAAUUGAUAAGCGCGCUUUCUGGACAGAGUUUUUUGCGUUAUACGAGAGUUUGCCAGCGCUGUGGGACCUGAGUAAUCCUUUGUAUAAGGAUCGGCAGAGUAAGACACACGGCUAUGAGAUGUUGGUGAUGAAAAUGCGCGAAAUUGAUCCGCAUGCAUGUCGAGAAGAUGUUUUGCGCAAAAUCAACAUAUUUCGUACCAAUUAUCGACGUGAAUGCACACGCAUUAAAGCGAGCAAUCAAAUGGGCAAACGGUAUAACACCUCACUCUGGUACUUUCACAUGCUCGACUUUUUGCAGAGCCAAGAGUUUCGUAAAGAGCGGAAACGUGUGCCGAAUAGUGAGAAGAAAAUUUUGCAGCGGCGGAUGGCGAGAUCACAUUCGGAUAUUGAGAAAGUAAGGUCACAGCUUUUGGAAUCACCACACACUUCACAAGACAGCUCCAGCGAAUACAAAAUGCAGCUUAACAAAUACGAAUAUGCAUCUGACAAUGGUAACGAAACAGAGGAGCAUUUAGAGGCGGUUCAGUAUUUAGAUGAGAAUUCGUUUCAGCAGCAAUUUCAGAAUCAAUUUCGUACACUUACAUUUCCCAACCAAAAGCAGCAGCACAUAAUAACAGAGCCAGAUGAUGAUGAGAUCAAAACGGUUGGAGAUGCAGAUACCGAAGACUAUCAUGAAAUCAUCAACAUUGAUGAUUCAUCACAUACUGCCGACGAUAUGUUAGAUGUAAAAACUGUGGAAGACUGUAGUAAAAAUGUAACGGUUGAAUCUAUAGCAUCUACGCCACCAGAACUGUCAGAGCAACUGCUAACAACUAGACAAAUCAGAAAGACACCUUUAUCUGGUAUAAUUAAAGAAGAGGCGAGAGGACGUGCAGUGCAAUCAUCUCGGGCAGGUCUUGCUAUUAGUGAAUCUACAGAGAUAUUAGCCAAAUCGUGGGCAAUACAGUAUGAAGAAAUGUCCCGGGAGCAAAGAAUUUAUGCACGCAAAGCGAUAGCUGAAAUACUUUUUGAAGGUUGCCUUGGAAAUUUAGGACGUCAACAAAAUAUUAAAACACAUGUUAAUACAACGGAGCCUGUAGUUUCAACGCAAUACGAAAAGGAUGAGAUUAUGGAGGAUAAUGAAGGAGUUACAGAACAUAUAGCGGAAGAAACAUUACUGCACAUGGAUGAUGGCAACCCCACUUACGUAUAUGCAGUUGGUGGUGAACAAAUGCAGCUACACGAAUACAUACAUUGACUUGUAUAUAAUGAAAAGGCCAAAAGUGAAUUUUAUGUUUGGAGUUUAAACAAAUUCUACCGCUAUUUAUUCCGAAAACGCGUCAAUCUUCAUCAAUCAAUCAGUGGAUUUCCUCUUUUAUUUGCACAUGACUGCGAUGACAGAUGUUUCUCCUUCUAUCGUUUCGUUUGGACGUGUUUAGUUGGCUCAAGUAAUAGUUUAGGUGUGUUCCUUGUCUCAUUUGUUUCUAGUUUUAAUCUUUAUAACAUGCAAAUAUGUUUGAAAAUAAAAUGGGAUAUUUUACCUUGGGUAAAAAAUUACCAAAAAUAAUAAUAUUUGUAAUCCACAUAUCAAGUAUAAA